AUGUCGAGUGAUAGAUGUUGCGUUCAAAAGCACGUAAUGGAAGUGGCAAACAAGGCCCCAUAUACACGUUGCAAUUGUCACGCACUAAAUCUGGUGAUAGUGCAUGCUUGCAAAGAUACAGAUGUACGAUUUACAUUAGACAAAGUUAAAGCAAUUUGUAUCUUUCUCAAAUCAAGUGUUAGACGCGAAGGAUUACUAAUCCACAUCGUGCAACAGUCUGCUCCUUCUAACGAAAAGAGGAAACCAUUGAUCGACCUGUGCAAAACGCGGUGGGCUGAGAGGCAUGUUGCCUUUUCACAUUUUUACGACAGCUACGUCUUCCUAGUGGAGUCGCUAGAGUAUAUAGCAAAUGGUAUAAACAAGAGCCAGCAUGACUUGCAGCUGUAUGAUGGAUGGGAUGGACACUCUCGAUCUGAAGCUGCAUCUUUCCUUCGCUCGAUAACGAACUUCGACUUUACUGUGAUCUUCAUGAUUCUGUAUCAAGGUCUUUUUGCUUUGUCUGGGAUUAGCAUACAGCUACAAGAAAAGGUUGACACCAUAAAAGAGACGUACAAUACCUUACGACAGAAAAUCAACCAGAGGUUCCAUGACUGGUUUUUGCAGGCAAAGCACAUGGCAGAAAGGGUCGGAACGACUCCAGAGUUGCCGAGAACAGCUGGUCGACAAAAAAAUCGUCCCAACGCCUUUGGAAACAAAGAGUGUGACUGCGAAACUGAAACGCUGUGUCCACAUGUGGUCGAAUCCUACUACAGGAACAACCACGCAAUACCUUUCAUAGAUCACAUUUUGGCAGUGUUAGACCUGCAAUUUUCUGACUUGUCAAAAAAGUGUUCGGAGCUUUUGUGUUUAGUGCUGGCAGUUGCGGUGCAAAGAAAUCUGACGUACUGUGGUGGCUUGCUACAUACGUACCAUGAUGACAUACCGUCGCCAGGUCUCUUGCAGGAGGAAUAUUACAGAUGGGUUGCUCACUUUGAAUCACAUGGAGACAAUAUCCCUGACACAUGCGUAUCUGCACUACAGCAUUGCGACCGAGCUCUUUAUCCUAAUAUUUAUGUUUUGCUUAGACUAGCAUGCACGCUGCCAGUUUCUAGCGUAGAGUGUGAACGCUCAGCAAGCUGCUUGCAAAGGCUUUACCACUACACUAGAACUGCCAUGUUAGAUGAGCGUCUAUCAUCACUAGCCAUGAUUCACAUUCACUAUUCUUUUCGUCGUGACAUAUCGGCUAUAAUUGAUAGAUUUGCCAACCUUCAUCCAAGGAAACUCGAGCUAAAAAGUCUCAUUUACUAA
Molecule: messenger RNA, 1287 nt
Organism: Mercenaria mercenaria
Lineage: Eukaryota; Metazoa; Mollusca; Bivalvia; Venerida; Veneridae
Product: 52 kDa repressor of the inhibitor of the protein kinase-like
Exons: 4
Coding region: 1-1287 (428 amino acids)
Molecular function (GO): protein dimerization activity
Source: RefSeq, a predicted model, not a curated record